AUGGCGAUUGGCAAAGAAUUUGGUGCAUCCAAACAAUUUCAGAAUUCAAGGGGAAGAGGCCGACAACUGGGAUCUACACGGGCUAAUAACUCGGCUCAGAAGUAUGGUCUUCCAACAAAUUCUAUCAAUGAACCAUCCAACCAAGAUCAGCGGUUCGAUGAUGUUAAGGCAUUAGAUGAAUUGGAAGCAAAAUUCAAUUUCAGUCGUUAUGAAGAUGGUCCCGAGCAAUUGGGCUGGAUGCUUAACAUGCAUGAGACCCUCAUAAAAGACGAUGAAUGGCCUUCUGGAAGGGCUGGAGUUGAUUUUUACUUUCUCAAUGACAAUGGAGAGACCUUUAAAACUACACAAGCCUAUAGCCCAUACAUGUUUAUUGGUUGCAAGGCAGGAACCGAGGCAGAAGUUGAAGAGUUUCUGAGACGCCGAUUUGAAAAUACCAUUGAAAAGAUGAAGCGGGUCAAAAAAGAGGAUCUUGACCAGGCAUGUUCUUUUAGACUCAGUCCUAAUCAUCUGGUAGGAAACACACGCACAUUGAUUCAACUGUAUUUUAGAAAUAUGAAUGAUAUGUACGGUGUACGUCGUGUUCUUUUACCAGCAAUAAAAAAGAAUCAAGCGAAGAUCAGUGCUAUGGAUACAUAUGCAGAGGUCGUUAGUGAAGCUAAUAAUGUUCACUACGAGCCUGAACAUUCCUCUGCCUCCAUGGCCUCUCGCAGAAACCCUAAUGAGUCCCUGGAAAAUAUCAUUGAUAUUCGAGAAUAUGAUGUCCCUUAUUAUGUCCGUGUAGCUAUUGAUCUCGAUAUCCGUGUAGGUCUUUGGUAUACUGCAACUGCAAAAGACGAUGGUUCCGUUUCUCUAUCACUUCGCCCUGAGCUUGUUCAUCGUCCUGAACCUGUUGUCCUUGCUUUCGAUAUCGAAACCACUAAGUUGCCACUCAAAUUCCCUGAUGCUUCUUACGAUUCUAUUAUGAUGAUCUCAUAUAUGAUUGAUGGACGAGGCUACUUGAUUACAAAUAGACAAAUUGUAAGCCAAGAUAUUGAAGAUUUUGAGUACACGCCAAAACCCGAAUUCGAAGGUCCAUUCACAAUCUUUAACGAAGAGGAUGAGUGUGCUCUUUUGACACGAUUCUACGAACAUAUACAAACCGCUCAACCGAAUAUAUAUGUAACAUAUAACGGUGACUUUUUCGAUUGGCCAUUCAUGGAAGCACGAUCCAAAGCGAAUGGUAUUGACAUGUACAAGGAAAUUGGUGUAUAUAAAGAUGAAGAGGAUGAAUAUAAGUGUAAACACGCCAGUCAUAUGGAUGCCUUUAGAUGGGUGAAACGUGAUUCUUAUUUACCACAAGGAAGUCAGGGUCUUAAAGCAGUGACGACUGUUAAGUUAGGAUAUAACCCUAUGGAAUUAGAUCCAGAAGACAUGACUAGAUUUGCUUCAGAGCAGCCACAGACGCUCGCCCAAUACUCUGUUUCAGACGCUGUAGCAACAUACUACCUUUACAUGAAAUACGUUCACCCUUUUAUCUUCUCCUUGUGUAAUAUUAUUCCUUUGGUUCCUGAUGAAGUGCUACGAAAAGGAACAGGAACUUUAUGUGAAUUGCUGCUGAUGGUCGAAGCUUUCAAAGUGAAUGUUAUUAUGCCUAAUAAACACAUGGAAGCAACCAACCAAUUUUUUGAUGGACAUCUCCUGGAGAGCGAAACAUAUGUUGGAGGUCACGUUGAAGCGCUUGAAGCAGGGGUUUUCCGAAGCGAUUUACCUACUGAUUUUAAAAUAGAGCCACAAGCUGCACAACAACUAAUAGAUCAACUAGAUGAUGCUCUUAAAUUCACAAUUCGAGUGGAAGAGAAGAAAAAUCUCGAAGAUAUUGAGAAUUACGACGAAGUGCGCGAUGAAAUCAAACGCCAAUUAGAAGAUCUGCGCGACAAGCCUUUACGCCAUGAGCCGCCUUUAAUUUACCACUUGGAUGUUGCAGCAAUGUACCCAAAUAUUAUUCUGACGAACCGACUCCAACCAGACGCUAUGGUCGACGAAUCAACAUGCGCUACAUGCGAAUUUAACCGACCCAACAAAACAUGCGAUCGACGUAUGACAUGGUCUUGGCGUGGUGAAUACUUCCCUGCGAAACAAAACGAAUAUCGUAUGAUUCAGCAUCAGUUGAGUAUCGAAAGCUUCCCGCCGAAGUUCCCAAAUGGCCCCAAACGACCAUGGCAUACACUUUCUGAGGCUGAACAGGGUACUUUACUGAAUAAGCGUUUGAGCGAUUACUGCCGUAAAGUUUAUAAAAAAGUUCAUGAGACAAAGACGAUCGAAAGAGAAUCCAUUAUUUGCCAACGCGAAAAUCCUUUUUAUAUUGAAACUGUUCGAGCGUUCCGUGAUCGCAGAUACGAAUACAAAGGUCUUCAUAAAACAUGGAAGCAAAACAUGGACAAGGCUGUAGGAGAAGGCCAAAUAACAAGAAUGGCGGAAGCCAAAAACAUGAUCGUCUUGUACGAUUCGCUUCAGCUGGCUCACAAAGUCAUUUUAAAUUCUUUCUAUGGUUAUGUGAUGCGUAAAGGUGCCCGCUGGCAUUCACUUUCAAUGGCUGGUAUUGUGUGCUUGACUGGAGCCAAGAUCAUCCAGAUGGCUCGUCAGCUUGUAGAACGUAUAGGUCGUCCUCUUGAGCUAGAUACUGAUGGUAUUUGGUGUAUCUUACCCAAAAGUUUUCCUGAAACUUUCUCGUUUAAGCUCAAAAACGGUAAAAAAAUCAAUAUCGAUUAUCCGUGUACCAUGUUGAACCAUCUUGUACACGCCAAAUUUACCAACGACCAGUAUCAGGAUCUUGUUUCUCCUGAGACAUUCGAAUACAAAACUCACAGUGAAAACAGUAUCUUUUUCGAAAUUGACGGACCUUACCGUGCCAUGAUUCUACCAUCAUCAACAGCUGAAGACAAACUGCUUAAAAAGAGAUAUGCUGUCUUUAACACAAACGGAUCCCUUGCAGAACUCAAAGGUUUCGAAGUUAAGCGCCGUGGUGAGCUUAAGCUCAUUAAAAUCUUCCAAUCUCAGAUUUUCAAGGUGUUCUUGGAAGGAAAGACACUCGAGGAAUGCUAUAAGGCCGUAGCAAAAGUAGCUGAUCAAUGGCUGGAUGUUCUGAUAAGUGAAGGAGAAGAACUUUCCGAUGAAGAACUUUUUGAGCUGAUUUCAGAGAAUCGAAGUAUGUCAAAGACGCUGGAAGAAUACGGUUCUCAAAAAUCUACUUCCAUCACAACCGCUAGACGUCUUGCAGAAUUUCUGGGUGAUGAAAUGGUUAGAGAUAAGGGUUUGGCAUGCAAGUUUAUUAUAUCUAAGAAGCCUUUGGAUUUACCUGUGUCCGAACGUGCUGUGCCGGUUGCUAUCUUCAAUUCCGAUCCUAGUACACGAAAGCACUUUCUGCGCAAGUGGCUUAAAGACAAUUCGAUCGUAGACUUUAACAUUCGUGGUAUAUUGGACUGGGAAUACUACAAAGAGCGAUUUGGAAGUGUCAUACAAAAGUUAAUCACAAUUCCCGCAGCAAUGCAGAAAGUCAAUAAUCCAGUUCCUCGCGUGCGCCAUCCUGACUGGCUUUUUAAGCGUGUAGCCGCAAAGGACGACAAAUUUAAACAGCAUCGAAUUACCGAUAUGUUUACAUUGGAUGUUCCUAGAAUGAAUAACAGUGCCGCUAGUUUGGUUAGUCGUCACCUCGCAAAGGUCACGAAGCGCAAGAAACCAGAGACUACCGCAGCGCUUCCUGAAGAAGAUCGACAAGAAAAUAUGCCAGACAUGUAUACGGACUAUAGUGCUUGGCUAGUAUUUCAGAAACGCAAAUGGAAGCGACAGCGUCUUCUGCGCCAAGAGAAUAAGGAUAUGUACGGCCAAGUUAGAACAGGUGAUAGAAGUAAUGUAGGCGGCUACUUUAAACGUCAAACAGGAUCUUUAGUUUCAAGUGUUUGGGAAAUUGUGCAAAUUGUGGAGACAGAUUCACCAGGAGAAUUCAAAAUGUGGAUUUUUGCACAGCAACAAAUGCACUGUGUCAAGUUAUCUAUUCCACGAACAUUUUACCUCAACAGCCGUGAAGAAGAGCCUACUGAAGUAUUUCGACAAAAUCCAUCCUGUGAAAUGGCUCGAUGUGUACGUACACUACCACGCUCACGCCCCUGUUUGAAUCUUUUCCGUAUUUCUAUGUCAGAAGCAAAAUUCCAAGAAGAGCAAAAAAAAUUCUCGUCCAUUUUCAACGAUCCGUCCACUGAAGGUGUUUAUGAAACACAAAUGCCUCUUGGUGUACGAGCUUUGUUGGAAUUGGGUACUUUGUGCGAGGUUAACAAAAAGAAGGCUGGACGUAACAGCUUAGAAGACUCCUUUAUAUUGGAUGAUUUAAUUCCAAGAAGCGAUUCUCGUCUACAGUACAUCAGUCAACCCAGAGAAUUCAAUUACAUCUAUCUUUAUCACGUCAAUACAGAUAAUCGUCAUUUCUUUAUUCUUAUCGGCGCCUCUCUCCCACAAGCACGCGUGUUUUUAGUUGGAAGCAGCCAGUUAAACCAACAGAUGCCCAAUAUCAAACGUAUCUAUAACGAUAUAUAUGAACAAAAAUUUGGCGUAUCAGAGCUUCAAAAGACUACCGUGGCUAUAAAAAAAGAUAUGGAAUUUGAAGUGACUUUCCACAAGAAUGAAAGAGAAGUAUUCAAGGGACUUAACAAGACUCUUGGAAAAUACCAAGAUCUAAAACGAGGUCCUACUGUGCUUGUUAUAAGUUCUCCUCGCCCAGCCAGCUAUUUUACUCAGCAGACACGCGUGAUGAAUGAGUUUCCCUACAUGACACUACUCUCACUACAGCAAGACAACCGAUUUGACGCCCUCAAUUGGGUGCAGCCUGUUAUCAAGCGCAUGUUUGAGCAUUAUUUUAAUUUAAGUUCGAGUGUCAACAAAAGAUUAUCCCAGGCUAGAUACUCAUCUGUACCAUUUUGCAAUAUUCCUGAAGACGCUAAUCUAUUCAUGGCGGAUAUAGCCAUAGCACGUCGUAUGGUAAAGAACGAUAUGAUUCUUUGGUGGUCUACUUCCACUAAGCCUGAUCUUGGUGGGCGUGAAGACGAUGAAAACUUGCUGGCAACAGAAGAACCGAUAAAUCCAGAAAUCAAUAAUCCAGGUCUAUAUCAAGACAUUUGUGUGGAAAUUGACAUCUCGCGCCUUUGUCUUGACACAAUUCUAGAAGCACCUUGCAUCAACGAACUUGAAGGAACUUCAGGCGCGACUGCAUUUGAUGCCGUAGCACACACACUCGAUGAGUAUGCCAAUGGUACCGUCAGCAUCGCAUCUGCAUUUGGCGAUGGGUCCAUAUCUCAAAAAACCUUUAUGAUGCUACGGUCUACGGUUCAAAUGUGGUUCGUUCAAGCGGCUGCCCAGGGCAUCGAAUUGGCAGAAGCCAUGACAGAAACUCUCCACCGUUGGUUACUUAGUCCUACAUCUGGAAUGUAUGAUCCUUGCAUGUACGCGCUGGUACAUGGUAUGAUGAAGAAGGUGUUUAUGCAACUGGUGGCCGAGUUUAAGCGACUAGGUGCUACGGUGGUAUUUGCAAAUUUUCACAAAAUUGUGUUGGCAACAUCCAAAGAAACUAUGGACAGUGCUCUUCCUUAUUGCGAGUACAUACUUCGUUCAAUUGAGAAAAAGCAAGUGUUUGAAGUAAUUGGACUUAAUCUGGUCGAGUACUGGGAUGUAUUAGUGUGGAUGGACGAAACAAACUAUGGUUGUGUUAACGCCAACACAGACGAAGGCACGAAGAUUACAUCUAUUUGGAACAUUCAGUCAUACCUUCCCACUGCUGUUCAAGGAAUGUUCAGAAAUCUUUGUGCUGGUUUUGUACACCAGGAGCUUUUGAGUAAAAAGAAGUUCCCCCGAGGCUUGUCAGGCCACUUAGGAGUUCCAGGAGAUACCAACCAAGUUAACCCACGUACACAACAUAUACAAGAGUAUAUCAGAAGUGAUGUGAUGCGAGGUAAUUUGCGCUGGUUGCCACAGUUCUUACAUCGUCAAGAAGCCAAUACAACUGGCGAAGAUGAGGCUUUAAAGUUUCCUCAACUUCCGGGCUCUCAUCUCAACAUGACAAAUCCUGCUCUUGAAUACAUCAAAUUCAUUUGUGCCGUGUUCAAUCUCGACAAAACACUUGAAAAAGAAGUCCGAAUCUUUAAGCGCAAUGCUCUCAGGGCAAUGGGUGGUAUGAGUGACUUUAGCAGUGAGGCUCAGUUCCGGAACCCGUGUGAAUAUGUCAAAGUCUACCGGGUGGUUUGUACCAGUUGUAAUUAUACAGCUGAUCUUGACUUCUGCCGAGAUGAGAGCUUGAGGCCCGUAAAUGGGCAAGUACAGCCAUGGCGUUGCCGAGGCUGCCACUUUGAGUACGAUAAGCAUCGAAUUGAGGAACUUAUGAUUGGUCAGGUACAGCGCUGGCUUACGUCUUUCCAACUUCAGGAUCUUAAGUGUGGACGGUGCCGUGGUGUGAAGCGCGAAAACUUGUUGCAACAGUGUGAUAAGUGUGGAAGCGAAUAUUUGCCUACACAGUCAAAGGCUGAUAUUAUCCGUAGGUUGCGAGUAUUUGGAAACGUAGCACGCGAACAACAAUUGCGUCUGUUGGGAGAGAUUAUUCAAUGGAGUUUAACCCGUAUCUAAAGGACGAAUGUACAUAAUACAUAUUCAUAGCAUUUUUAUUUUACUUUUUUAUUUAUUUAUAUUAAAAACAAAAAA
Molecule: messenger RNA, 6717 nt
Organism: Phycomyces blakesleeanus NRRL 1555(-)
Lineage: Eukaryota; Fungi; Mucoromycota; Mucoromycetes; Mucorales; Phycomycetaceae
Exons: 13
Coding region: 1-6642 (2213 amino acids)
Biological process (GO): leading strand elongation; DNA replication proofreading; nucleotide-excision repair, DNA gap filling
Cellular component (GO): epsilon DNA polymerase complex; nucleus
Molecular function (GO): nucleotide binding; DNA-directed DNA polymerase activity; single-stranded DNA 3'-5' DNA exonuclease activity
Source: RefSeq, a predicted model, not a curated record